Molecule: messenger RNA, 831 nt
Organism: Gilbertella persicaria
Lineage: Eukaryota; Fungi; Mucoromycota; Mucoromycetes; Mucorales; Choanephoraceae
Exons: 1
Coding region: 212-676 (154 amino acids)
Source: RefSeq, a predicted model, not a curated record
CUAGGCGUUAAAGAAGCCUGCAGGUAGAGCACAAGCACAGCAGAUCAUUCAAUCAUUUGCUGCUGCUUCCUCCGACAAUUCAAGUGAGGAAGAAAGCGAUGAUGAAGAAUCGAGUAUAGAUGAAGAAGAAAGAGAUUACUUGAAUGAAAUACAAAAAUCAGAGCCUAUACGAAAGCAUAUAAGAUCCUCUAGUAGAGCAUCAUCUCAGACAAUGAUGACCGCACCCACAGAACUAAGACGAUUGUCUUACUCUUCUGCAAGUACGCACAAAAGACCAAUCUCUGUUGCUUCAACUAUAGCACGCCACAGAUAUGAUGAUGAUAGCAGUAGUAUGAAUCCAUGGGUAUUACAUCCUUCUGUCCGCCAAUACAGAGUAGAGAAUCCUUCUCUAGGCAGUGGUCAUACACCCUUGAGCGCAUCUUCGUCCAUAACAGCUAAACAACAGCAAUUGUCUGUCUUGGGUCCAGCAACUAAAAGAGCACUGGAUGUCUUACAGCAUGAAAUUGACAUUUUAAGUGAACGUAUUGAUGGCUUAAGAAAAGAAUUAAUGGAUGGAGAUCAAAUCAAUAAGAGGAAUAAAAGCAAACCUUUGGUAUCUGAUGAAGAUGGCUGGAAAUGGGUAUUUAAGGUAAGCUGCUGGAAAAGGGAGAACGUCUAUCAAUUUAUAUUUAAAUAAUAAAAAUCCUUAUUCUUUUUUUUUUUGUCUAUUGUGCUUCUUGUAUUUUCUAUAGGCUGCUAUGAAACACGCUGUUAUGAACUUGUUGACAGCCUCUGUCUUGAUACUUGUGCUGUACCAGAAUCAAAGCCCUGUGGCACACGCAAUUCUUGGGU